UGGUAACUCAGCUGUCAAGAAAAGCAGGUUGCUAACAGACCUGGGAUUUUUGAAAAUUUCAGGUCAUUUUUAAGAUACAUCUACUUAUGUUAGCUCGUCUUUAUCUUUAAGUCGUCUAGUCACUUUUUUAUUCCUGCCAGCGGACUUUGAGCAGCUAGCAAGCUAGCUAAAACCGACAAUGCAGUCCAUGAAGGUCGGCUAUCUGGCACUGGCUUCGUGCUCAGGUAGACUUUCCACUCCUGAGUUUACGAAGUUUUCGGCUUUCUUUCGUCUUCAUACUUCAGUCUAUCGGGCUCAUUUCUGUCACACAGCUGCUAAGUCUGAAGAGACCCCCAUCAUUCGUAUUCCCCGUUACAUGCAAAAGCAGGUCGAAAACGUGAAACAAACUCGAGGCAAGAACAAGAUCAACAUCAGCAAAGCUGGCAAACUCCUCAUCCAGAGCAAGAACCCGACCCGGAACCAGUCGGCAGGUUACAUUCUUGGUAAGUUUGAGCAGCCUGUUCUCUGCUCAAAAGGAUGGAAACAUAAUAAAUCUGAUGGUGACUAUUUCACUAUCAACAAUAUCAGGACUGUUGCGCCAUUUGUUGGUCAAAGUCAGAAGGAGGAUGUUGAUCAGAAGACAACGGGGGCAUUUAAUAAACUCCGCAUCUGUAAGGAACUGGUGGAAGUCUUGGACAGAAUCAACAUUACUCAUCCUACCACUGUCCAGCUACAAACCAUCCCAAAAGUCAUGAAAGGGCACAAUAUUCUCUGUGCUGCAGAAACAGGCAGUGGUAAAACACUGUGUUACCUCCUGCCUAUUGUUCACAGACUGCAGGCUGAAAAAGAGUCGGUGAUGGAUGCUGAGAAUUUGCACAAGAUUCAUACUGUGAUCCUUGUUCCUUCCAGAGAGCUUGCCGAUCAAGUCACAGCUGUGUCCAGGACUCUUUGUGCUCCCUUUGGCUUUCUGACAAGAGCUGUGGGUGGUGGGCGAGGUGUUGGACACAUCAAGAUGAUCUUUAAGAAGGAUCAGCCGAACAUUUUAGUGGCUACACCAGGUGCUCUGGUCAAGGCCCUGCGGAGACAUUAUCUAGACCUGAGUGAGCUGAGCUUCUUUGUGGUGGACGAGGCUGACACCAUGUUCGACCCCAGCUUUUGUGAUAUGCUGCAAGACAUCUUACAUCACACGAACAUUGCAAGUGAUCCAAAGGAAACGAAAGGCCCUGGCCAUAAGGCGCAACUCCUGGUGGUGGGGGCCACCUUUCCUGGUGGGGUCGGGGAAGUGCUCAGUCAGGUGACAGACUUGGGCAGCAUGGUGGUUAUUAAGAGCAAGAUGCUGCACUUCCUCAUGCCUCAUGUGAAGCAGACUUUCCUGAAGGUCAAGGGUGCUGACAAGAUCCUGGAGCUCAACCAAGCCCUGAAGCUGCUCCAACGGGACAAAGGAGGGGCCCCUGUCGUGGUUUUCUGCAACAAGUCUGCCACUGUCAACUGGCUGGGGUACUCGCUGGAGGAGAUGGGUGUUCAGCAUGUACGUCUGCAAGGGGAGAUGCCUGCUGCUGUGCGUGCAGGAAUCUUCCGCUCCUUUCAGAAGGGCUUGGUUGACGUGCUGAUUUGCACAGACAUUGCUUCACGAGGUCUGGACACAUCUAAGGUGCACCUUGUUGUCAAUUUCGACUUUCCAGAAUCCCACACAGACUACAUCCACAGAGCAGGGAGGGUGGGGAGAGCAGGAGGGGUGGAGGAUGGGGAGGUGCUCAGCUUUGUUUCUCAUCCUUGGGAUGUGGAGCUGGUGCAGAAGAUUGAGACGGCUGCACGUAGGAGAACUAGUUUACCGGGGAUGGAAUCUGAUAUUCAUGAGCCAAAACCCAAUAAAGCAGAUGCAGAGGAGUAGAUGAGUUUUGUAUGUUUGCAUAUGGAAAAGCCUCUGGUGGAAUAAAUUACUGUAUGAGGAGUGUUAGAAAGACAAAAUGCAUAUGAACAAACCCUUUUUCAAAAAAUCAUGUAAUUGUCUUCACCUUGUAAUUGUUCAGACAUUCCCAAAGGUAAUCAGUUGAAAGAGAAAUAAGUAACAAGUGAUAAUUCUUGUUUUUUUGUGUAAAUCAGUCUGUCCUGUUAACAGUUACAGAAUUGCUUGUUAGGAUGCUUUAAUGUAAUAGUAAAAUAUACAUGCAUAUCACUUCACUUUUUGUCUGAUUUAACAAAAACACUCUAUUAAAGUUCCUAUUUAGAA
Messenger RNA from Cheilinus undulatus (humphead wrasse), 2209 nucleotides. It is a transcript of the gene ddx28, whose product is annotated as DEAD (Asp-Glu-Ala-Asp) box polypeptide 28. The coding region runs from base 179 to 1870 and encodes 563 amino acids. The record is from RefSeq and is a predicted model, not a curated record. Lineage: Eukaryota; Metazoa; Chordata; Actinopteri; Labriformes; Labridae. Gene Ontology annotation, biological process: mitochondrial large ribosomal subunit assembly. Gene Ontology annotation, cellular component: mitochondrion. Gene Ontology annotation, molecular function: nucleic acid binding; ATP binding. The transcript has a single exon.